AUGAUGAAGAACUUCAUCACCAUUGCUGCCUUUGCUGCUGGCACCAAUGCUCUCGUUGGCCGCAGUGAUAGCUGCUGCUUCCACCUCACCUCUUCCGGUGGUGCCUCCGGCCAGCUUGGCCAGCUAAGCGAUGGCCAGAACCGUAUUGGCGACAACAGCCUGUCAGCUGCUCAAUACUGUAUCGAUUCUAAGGGUGCUAUCACUGACUCCGAGGGCCGUGGCUGUAUUCUCACCCCCCCCACUACUCAGUUCCAGUGUGACGAGGGUGCUUCUCCCACACCCGGUUUCUCUCUUAGCUCUCAGGGCGAGCUCGAGUACAACGGCAGCAAGGACUUCGUUGCCUGUGCCACGGGCCAAAACGGUGGUCUGAACGUCUACACCUCUCCCGCCAAGUCCGAUGUCACCGGUUGUGUGAACGUGGAGUUGACUGCCGACUCCUGUUCAAGCUCAGGCUCUGGCUCCGGCGGCUCGUCAUCAUCUACUAGCGCUGUUCCCUCUUCCUCCGAAUCCUCCAGCUCUCAGCAAACCCCAUCUUCUCCCGCCAGUUCUCCCGCCAGCUCUGCCUCUGCUACUCCUUCAGCCACUGAGUCCUCCAGCAGCUCGUGCCCCACCACUCUCACUACCGGCAGCUACGAGUUCCCUCACCUGAUUGUCCCCGUUGACUCCUCCUCGCCCGACACUGCAGCUGGUACUUCCUACAAUGGUACCGUGAGCUCCACCAUCUCGAGCGCUUUCAACUUCGAUAUUCCCUCAUCCGACUCGGGCAAGACUUGUAGCCUCGUCUUCCUCUUCCCUGAGCUCCAGGACCUCGAGACCUCGUCCUAUAGCUUCAGCGGUGACGGCAAGAUUGACUUCGCCAAGCUCUCUUCCGCUGUCGAUAAGUCCACCACCUUUAACAACCUACCUUCCGUGGCCCAGGACCUCGGCGAGAUCACUGUUUCCCCCGGUAACUCGUACGUUAUCUCCACCUUCUCUUGUCCCGCCGGCGAGACGGUGGCCUACGAGAUGAAAAACUCUGGCAGCACCGACCUUAACUUCUUCGAGGACUACAACCCCUCUCCGUAUGUUGCUUUCUCCUAUUUCUCUGUCUGGAUACCAGCUAACAAUCUAUGCAGUCUCGGCCUCUACAUCACCACCUGCUAA
Messenger RNA from Penicillium expansum, 1143 nucleotides. RefSeq lists its product as uncharacterized. The record is from RefSeq and is a predicted model, not a curated record. NCBI's taxonomy places the organism in Eukaryota, Fungi, Ascomycota, Eurotiomycetes, Eurotiales, Aspergillaceae. The transcript has 2 exons. Bases 1 to 1143 code for a protein of 380 amino acids.